ACACAGCAGCGGUGUGACGAGCUGAGGGGCUGCACUGAGUCGAGGGUGUCUGCAGACCCACAGGAGUGCUUUGCUCAGAGCAGCCAGGCCUGCAGUUGCAAAUGCUUUUGAGGCUGGAUGCUUACUCUUAGAUGAGAUAUCAAGGCAGUAUGAGAACUUUCUAGCAGGCUAAAAGUAGCGUUCUUUCACUCAUGCCACAAAAGGAACAAAGCACGGAUAUGUAACUGCGGUGAAAGCCCGUUUUAAUAGAAGGAAGCGAGCGGCUGGAGGUGGAAAUGAAGUUCGGAGAGGGCCGGCCACCUGCCCUGCGUGCGCGGCGAGCUGCGUGCCGCCGAGCAGCGCCGGGAUUCGAACCCGGGUACUUCGGCCCUCCACCGCCGCCCCACGCGGGGGCGCCCUCCCCGCCGCGCCGUGGGGGGGGCCCCAGGCCGCGCCCCCAGACCAAUCCCGCGCCUCGGCGGACGGUGACGUAUGGGGGCGUCACUGCCUCGCUGACGUCACUCGGCCCGCCCCGCGGGGUUGCCAUGGCAGCCGCCCGCCCCCUGCCCCCCCCCGCGGAUGAGCUCACGCGGUGCCGCAGCCCCGAGGGGGGGGGUUUGGUCCUCGCUACAAGAUGGCGGCGGCGGCUGCAGCGGCGGCGGCGAGCGGCGCGGGGGGGCCCCCUCCGGCCCCGCGGCUGCCCCCGGCCCCGCCGCCCCCCAGGCCCCCGGGGCCCGCUCGCAUCGGCUACUACGAGAUCGAGCGCACCAUCGGCAAGGGCAACUUCGCCGUCGUGAAGCUGGCCACGCACCUGGUGACCCGGGCCAAGGUUGCUAUAAAGAUAAUUGAUAAGACACAGCUGGAUGACGAGAAUCUGAAGAAGAUAUUUAGAGAAGUUCAGAUUAUGAAGAUGCUCUGCCAUCCACAUAUCAUCAGGUUAUAUCAGGUUAUGGAGACAGAGAGGAUGAUUUAUCUAGUGACAGAGUAUGCUAGCGGAGGGGAAAUAUUUGAUCACUUGGUGGCCCACGGGCGCAUGGCGGAGAAGGAAGCUCGGAGAAAGUUCAAGCAAAUCGUGGCUGCUGUCAACUUCUGUCACUGCCGUAACAUAGUUCACAGAGAUCUCAAAGCAGAAAAUCUUCUUCUGGAUGCUAACCUUAACAUCAAAAUAGCAGACUUUGGGUUCAGUAACAUCUUCACACCUGGCCAGCUGCUAAAAACGUGGUGUGGGAGUCCUCCCUACGCUGCCCCGGAGCUCUUUGAGGGGAAGGAAUACGAUGGGCCCAAGGUUGACAUUUGGAGUCUUGGCGUGGUGCUGUAUGUGCUGGUCUGUGGUGCUCUGCCCUUCGAUGGGAGCACACUGCAGAAUCUGCGUGCCAGGGUGCUCAGCGGGAAGUUUCGCAUUCCAUUCUUCAUGUCCACAGAAUGUGAACAUCUGAUCCGCCACAUGCUGGUCUUGGACCCAAGUAAGCGGCUCUCUAUGGACCAGAUCUGCAAACACAAGUGGAUGAAGCUUGGGGAAGCUGAUGCAGAGUUUGAUAGGCUGAUAGCAGAGUGUCAGCACCUGAAGACAGAGAGGCAGAUGGAGCCAUUGAACGAGGAUGUGUUGUUAGCUAUGGCAGAAAUGGGGCUGGACAAGGAACGCACAAUUCAGUCAUUAAGAGCUGAUGCUUAUGAUCACUACAGUGCAAUCUACAGCUUGCUCUGUGACCGUCUGAAGCGACACAAGAAUCUGCGCAUUGCCCCAUCUCCAAGUAUACCACGGACAGUGACCUUCCCCACCUCUGCUAACAUCCAGCAGACAGAACAGGCAGGCAAUACCAUGAACAUCAAUGUGCCACAAGUCCAGCUCAUCAACCCUGAAAACCAAAUUGUGGAGACUGAUGGAACAAUGAACCUGGACAGCGAUGAAGGGGAAGAACCAUCACCUGAAGCUCUGGUCCGUUACCUCUCUAUGAGAAGGCACACGGUUGGAGUAGCUGACCCACGGACGGAGGUCAUGGAAGAUCUGCAGAAGCUCCUGCCUGGCUUCCCUCGUGUCACUCCUCAGGCUCCAUUCCUGCAGGUGACCCCAAAUGUGAACUUCAUGCACAAUGUGCUGCCUAGGCAGAACCUGCAGCCCACGGGUCAGCUGGAAUACAAGGAGCAGUCCCUGCUGCAGCCCCCCACUCUGCAGCUGUUGAAUGGCAUGGGCCCUCUGGGGCGGAGAGCAUCCGACGGUGGAGCUAACAUCCAGUUACAUGCACAGCAACUGCUGAAACGUCCUCGAGGUCCAUCUCCACUCGUCACUAUGACUCCAGCCGUCCCAGCUGUCACUCCCGUGGACGAGGAGAGCUCUGAUGGGGAGCCAGAUCAGGAAGCUGUGCAGAGAUACUUGGCAAAUAGGUCAAAAAGGCACACUCUGGCAAUGACCAACCCUACAGCUGAAAUCCCUCCAGACUUGCAGAGGCAGCUAGGACAGCAGUCCUUCCGACCCCGGGCUUGGGCUCCACACCUGGUACCCGAUCAGCACCGUUCUAUUUACAAGGACUCCAAUACUCUGCACCUCCCCACCGAACGCUUCUCCCCGGUUCGGCGUUUCUCUGAUGGUGCUGCCAGCAUCCAGGCUUUCAAAGCCCACCUGGAGAAGAUGGGCAAUAACAGUAGCAUCAAACAGCUUCAGCAGGAAUGUGAACAGCUUCAGAAGAUGUAUGGUGGGCACAUGGAUGAGAGGACACUGGAGAAGACACAGCAGCAGCACAUGCUGUACCAGCAAGAGCAGCACCAUCAGAUUCUUCAUCAGCAGAUCCAGGACUGUAUCCGGCCACCUCAGCCAUCUCCACCCUUGCAAGCUCAAUGUGAAAACCAACCAGCUCUGCUCACUCACCAGCUUCAGAGGUUACGGAUUCAGCCAUCCAGCCCACCCCCAAACCACCCUAAUAACCACCUCUUCAGGCAACCAAACAGCAGCCCACCUCCUGUGAGCAGCAGCGUGCUGCAGCCCCACGGUGCAGCCUCCCAGUCCCAGUUCCAAGGGAUGCCAUCCCACAACACAAUCUUCCCGCAGUCUGGUAACUGUUCCCCUCCCCCAACCAUGGGGCUGACGUGCCUGGCCCUGCAGCAGCAGUCCCAGGCCCAGCAGGUCACCAUCCAAGUGCAGGAACCCGGCGACAUGGUCAGCAACAACCUCCUGCAAGGGGCCUCGGUGGCCGGGCAGGGCAUGUCCUCCCACACGCGGGGUAUGUCCAUCAGCCCCAGUGCCAACCAGAUCCAGAUGCAGCACCGCGCCAACCUGAUGGCCUCCCUCACCUAUGGCCACAGGCAGCUGUCCAAGCAGCUCAGCGCCGACAGCGCCGAGUCGCACAGUCUGAACGUGUACAGGAAUCCCCCCGCCAACUACGACCAGGUGCACUUACACCCCCACCUGUUCCCAGAGCAGCCUCGUGUUUCCCCCAGUAACUACAGCCCAUCAGGAGGAGUUGGAUUUCCUCCAGCUCAGCAAGCUCUCAAAGUCCCACAGCUUGACCAGUAUCCCAAUUUCCCUCAAAAUGCACAUCAGCAACAACAGCACUACACUGCAUCGGCACUACAGCAAGCACUGUUGUCCCCAACACCUCCUGACUACAGCCGACACCAGCAGGUACCGCACAUCCUCCAGGGACUUCUUUCUCCCCGUCACUCUCUCACGGGGCACACGGACAUGCGGCUGCCCCAGGCAGAAUUUGCACAGCUCAUCAAACGACGGCAGCAGCAGCAACAGCAGCAGCAGCAGCAGCAAGAGUUUCAAGAAUUGUUCAGGCACAUGAGUCAAGGGGAUGCUGGGAACAUGGGCACCAGCAUGGGACAGAGCCUGUCGGAGCGUCAGUCGUUGUCUUUGCCUUAUCAGAGUGCUGACACCUAUCAUCCACAGAACAGCCCCCAGCAUCUCUUAAAAAUCAGGGCUCAAGAAUGUAUCCAGCAGGUACCUGCAUCAGUGCCACCACACGGAUACGUACACCAGCCAGCUCUGUUCCACUCGGAGAGCAUGGAGGAGGACUGUGCGUGCGAGGGCGCCAGGGACAGCUUUCCAGACAGUAAGAAUUCAAAUACAUUGACCAAAGGUUGCCACGAGACCCCUCUGCUUGUAAAUGCAGGAGGGCAUGGGGACCCAGAAUCUUUGCUAGGAACUGCUAAUCACGUUCAGGAGCUGGGGACGCAUCAAUACAGACAUCAGCCCGCUGCUGGAUUCAGUAGGAAUAAGGUGCCCAGCAGAGAGUCCGUCGUAGGGAACUGUAUGGACAGGAGCUCCCCCGGCCAAGCGAUGCAGGUGCCUGACCACAACGGGCUGGGCUACCCAGCACGGCCGGCGUCCAGCGAGCACCCGCGGCCCCGCACCCUGCAGAGACAUCACACCAUCCAGAACAGUGAUGAUGCCUACGUGCAGUUAGAUAACCUGCCUGGGAUGAGUUUAAUGGCAGGCAAAGCACUCAGCUCUGCUCGGAUGUCUGAUGCCGUCCUCAGCCAGUCGUCGCUCAUGGCCAGCCAGCAGCUGCGUGACAGGGAGAGCGACGAAUGCGGGGAAAGUUUGGAAGGUCAAGAGCAUCCCAACCUAGGUGAUGGCAACCAGCAUCUAAACACCUCUUGUUACCCAUCGACAUGUAUCACAGAUGUCCUACUGAGCUACAAGCACCCAGAGGUGCCCUUUGGGAUGGAGCAGGCAGGGGUGUAACCAGGAGGGAGUUUUAUGUACAGCUUUGAAACGAAAAGGUCCAUUUUAAACCAACAGUAUCUAGCAGCAUUGCGCCAAAUUGCCGUAGUAUUUCUGACUAACUGGAAUACCAUGGCCCCUUUCCUCGUAAUCAGUUCAUCCAGUGUGUUGUUCCUUUGGUUCCUUUAAGGUUUUUUUUUUUUUUUUUUUUUGCCGUAUUUGCCUCCAGCUAUCACCGAAAUAACCGGAGAACCCCAAUCCUACACGUCAGCGGAGCCCGAGCACUGAGUCUGGUUUGGAGGGCUGUGAGCAUCCAGGGCGGGGGCCGGCAGUCAGCACGGCGCGGGAGCAGAGCCCGUGGAGCCUGCAGGGCAGGCAGGAGCCCGCAGCGCAUCCCUGCCCUCCUGUGCUGCCUCCUCAGCCCUGAGCAGGGCAGCAGGACGCAGUGCCGCCUGCAGCGCUCACCUCCCACCCGCGGAGCGCCCUCCCUGGUGCAAUACGCUGUCUCAUCUCUGUCUGCUUUUGUUCCUUACUUUGUCACUGUGCUAAAAGGAUCACUUCUUCCCCCGCCCUCCCCCAACCCCUUUGUAAUUUUUUCUAAUCCCCAUGCCGUUUUUUUUUUUCUUUCUUUUAAUUUUUCCUCCUGGCUUAAUGUAGGGAAGACAGAUUUUUUUCCUUUGUUUUCUGAGCUUUUCCUCCUGAUCCCCUGGGAAGCUUUUUUUUGUUCUUUUUUUUUUUGGUAAAUGUUGUUUUAUUAUUAUUGUUAUUAAUAAAAGGCAAAAGGAAUUUCUGUUGGAGAGAAAUUUUUAACUAGAUUCUGUUCUAUAUGAAUUGUGACUUGCACCUUCUGUUCAAAGUAUUUUAUUUCUUUUAAUGACAUUGUAAUUGUGACUGGUUUUCUCUCUCGUGCCCGUGGCAGAAGUGGUUUUCUCCUUUAUACAGUUCAAACGUGCAUAGAUCUCUUCUUUGUUCUUCUUUUUGUUCUUUCCUUGGCUGAGAGAAAGCAAAGCCCCCCAGCAUCCAGGGCAUGGGGAGCUCACGGUGUCAUCAUUGCCUUUGGGACUUUGAAGCUACACCUGAAAUUCUUCUUAAUGACACUUUUGGAAUAUUUAAAAAAAUAUAUAUAUAAUAAUAAUGAUAAUAAUAAUAAAAGAAUCGACCCGGCCCUCCUGAAUUUGCACAGAAGGAAGUGUGAAACCAGCAUGGCAGAGGUUAAUUCGCUGUCGCUACCAAUGCCUCUCCCUCCCCCCCCCCCCCCCCCCCACCCCUCCAUCCCCAGGAAAGUGAUGCUCAGUGGAUUUGCAGGCUGGAGAGCUGGAGAGGAGGAAAAGCCCACAGCUGGCAAGCAGAGCUCCUGGGCAAACAGCACCAUGCAGGAGCUGGGAGGGGGGGAGGGGGGGGCAGGAGACCCUGAAAGCCUUUUGCUCUGUCCCUUUGGUUUGUUUUCCUUUCGUUUACACGACACUGUACUCCUGGGAGAGUUGGCCACCCUACAGUGAGCACCCCCCGCAGCAGGGCCUCGCUUCUAACCGUGCCAUUUCGCAGUAUCACACUUGGAUUUUUUUGUUUGGGUUUGUUUUGUUUUGUUUUGUUUUGUUUUAUCAUUGCUUUGUAUUGUAGUAAUCAAUACGCGCAGUAUAUGUUGAAUGUAUAUUAAUAUACUUUGCUAUUAUUUCUGUUUUUUGGAAAUGUCAGAAGUAUUUUUUUUUUUCUUCCUCAUUUAUGUUGGACUAAAAAAGAAAAAAAAAAAGGAAAAAAAAAACAAAAUUUCGGUAAAUUUUCAGUCCAUUUUUUGGGUUUUUUUUUUUUUUUUUUUUUUUUUUUGUGGGUCACUUGCAACUGGUCAAUUAGUCGGACAGUGGGAUCAUGACAAAUAAAACCAUGAUGAUGAUCUUC
Molecule: messenger RNA, 6538 nt
Organism: Gallus gallus (chicken)
Lineage: Eukaryota; Metazoa; Chordata; Aves; Galliformes; Phasianidae
Gene: SIK3
Product: SIK family kinase 3
Exons: 25
Coding region: 614-4663 (1349 amino acids)
Biological process (GO): intracellular signal transduction; protein phosphorylation; microtubule cytoskeleton organization
Cellular component (GO): cytoplasm
Molecular function (GO): protein serine/threonine kinase activity; tau-protein kinase activity; ATP binding
Source: RefSeq, a predicted model, not a curated record